UGGAACUGUGGAUCAUGAUCCGUUUCCUUCCUUCCACACUUCCUCCAGUGGAAUUGUCUCAUUCUAAAUUUUUCUCUGGGUGGUCAGAUUUUACCAUCAUUAAAUAGAGCCAUUCUUCAUUUCUUAACGACUUGUUUGUGUCUGUGACAGAAAACGAGAGAAGUGAGAUGGGGAGGAUAUUUGUGGUAGAUCUAGAAGGCAGGACAUACAAGUGCAAAUUUUGCAAAACCCACCUGGCCCUUGCUGGUGACCUUGUUUCUAGGGGUUUCCACAGUCGCAGAGGAAAAGCAUACCUCUUCAGUAAUGCUGUAAAUAUAUCUGUUGGACCUCGUGAGGAUAGAAUGAUGCUUUCUGGAAUGCAUACGGUAGCUGAUAUAUAUUGCUGCCGCUGUGGACAAAUAGUUGGGUGGAAAUAUGAGGCUGCCCAUGAGAAAAGUCAAAAGUAUAAGGAGGGAAAGUUUGUACUUGAGAGAGGAGGGAUCAUGGAUGGUUUGGACUCAGAAUUCUAUAUUGAUACUCGUCCAAGCAUGAGUGAUGCUGAGGACGCAUAGAUUACUGUUAUCGUUUAUUGUACAUGUUAGAUAAUGUAGUGAAUUUGGAGAACCUUGGCUUCCAGUUAAUAGAUAAGUCCUGUGUAUGUACGUUGUCGCAGUUAUUCAACUAAAGUUUGAUAUAUAGAUGUAUGCUAAAAUAGUUUUACCAGCAAUUACCAAGGUCUUUUAUGUUUUAA
Coffea eugenioides is the source of this 730-nucleotide messenger RNA. RefSeq names its product protein yippee-like At5g53940. The record is from RefSeq and is a predicted model, not a curated record. The transcript is spliced from 5 exons. The coding region runs from base 168 to 551 and encodes 127 amino acids. Gene Ontology annotation, cellular component: ubiquitin ligase complex. Lineage: Eukaryota; Viridiplantae; Streptophyta; Magnoliopsida; Gentianales; Rubiaceae.